Branchiostoma floridae (Florida lancelet) is the source of this 458-nucleotide messenger RNA. Its product is annotated as required for excision 1-B domain-containing protein-like. NCBI's taxonomy places the organism in Eukaryota, Metazoa, Chordata, Leptocardii, Amphioxiformes, Branchiostomatidae. The record is from RefSeq and is a predicted model, not a curated record.
CUUGUCAAAGGCAGUUUGAUUUUUAAUGUACUUCUAAGACAACCCUGAUAACUGAAUAGACUAUCCCAAGAACUCACUUCCGGGUUUGAGAGCAUGUGUGCAGCUGAAUUUUCUAUCCUGUGAAUGUAAUCGUGGUUUUUGAGCACACAGAGUCACUCUAGGCGACAAAAAUGGGCUCAGAGUGUCAUCAGUUGAUCCGUGAGUUCUAUGGUCUACAGGAGGAGAGGAUCAAAGUGUACCGCAGGUUUGAGGAGGGUUUUGAGACAUACCUGAACACAUCGCCAAAUUAUGACUUUGCGCCAUACCGUCAACUUGUGCAUGAUGUCACACAGGAGUUCCAGAGAAUCUCCAGCGAUGUCAUCGCAAUCAGGGAUCGACUCAGAGAUGAUUAUAACCAGGUGGAAGUGGUCAAACUACUGGAGAAAAUUCAGGAUGAGGAGAAGAAAAAACUGCAACUG